AUGGAUGCCGAAACUAAAGUGGACGCAUCUGCUGAGUUGACUCGCGUUGCAUUUAGAGUUCCGUUUUGGAAGAGUAAUCCUGAAUUGUGGUUUUUGCAAUUAGAAUCGCAAUUUAUCACAUCGGGAAUUGUUUCGGAAGUCACUAAAUUUGAUUGUAUAAUUCCUGUCUUGGAUUAUGAUGUUUUAGCUUACGUAGGUAAUCUAAUUCGUUCCUCUCCUCCUGACGCUUCAUACACAAUUCUGAAAGAUAAAAUAAUUAAACAAUAUGCUGACUCCGAAAAUGUAAAACUCAAACCUCUCCUGCAAAAUCUUCAACUAGGAGAUAAAACUCCUUCACAACUCUUAAUGCAAAUGAAGGAAUUAAAUAACGGUCGCGUUAAUGAUGAUGUUUUAAAAACACUUUUCUUGCAACGUUUACCUGUUACAAUACAACAAAUAGUGUCAGUUUGA
Molecule: messenger RNA, 450 nt
Organism: Argiope bruennichi
Lineage: Eukaryota; Metazoa; Arthropoda; Arachnida; Araneae; Araneidae
Exons: 1
Coding region: 1-450 (149 amino acids)
Source: RefSeq, a predicted model, not a curated record